This is a messenger RNA of Metarhizium robertsii ARSEF 23, 3099 nucleotides long. RefSeq lists its product as uncharacterized. Bases 1 to 3099 code for a protein of 1032 amino acids. Lineage: Eukaryota; Fungi; Ascomycota; Sordariomycetes; Hypocreales; Clavicipitaceae. The record is from RefSeq and is a predicted model, not a curated record. The transcript is spliced from 3 exons.
AUGGACGCGCCUACUCCCCAAAUCUGGGGACUUGGGCUCAAGCCCAAGAUCAGGUCUUGGGUUGGCGUCUUACGAGCACCAAUCCCCUUCCAAAGAGAACCAGCAUGGCACCGCGUCCCUACCGAAUACCUCCCUUCGCAGAACACCAAUCUUACCCGUAUUGUCAUGAGACGAACAUUGGACAUUGCCAAUGGAAUCCUGGAGAUCGACCCAGAGCUUCUUCGCGCCGAGCUCAGGUUUCUGCAGACCCAGACUCAUCGCUCAACUAUUCCUGCGAAGCGACGCAUUGCUGGAAACGACUGUAUCGAAACACAUGGGCUCUGGGGCGGAUACAAGCUGAUAACAUACACCGAAGUCCUUCAUCUCACUCGCGUAGCCACUAACAGGGGUGGCACACGGAUUACGUUUUUGGAAGGUUCCAUUACUGAUGUGGCCUACAAUUUCAAAGAGAUGGGAUGUUACAGCACCCGAGAGCGAGUUGCGAUAUGUGGCGAACGACCCCUGCCGGUCAUUGCAGAUGAGCCUGAACCUCUGAGCAUGCUUGAGCUUGACAAGUUCCAGGACGAGUCGGGCAAAUCGCCAACCAAGAAAUCACCGCUUCCCAUUGAACCACUCAAGGCCUCUCCUCGUUAUUUGAGCGAUACUGUCAUCAAGCUGAUGCCUGCGACGAGCCCCCAAGUGGCCAUUUCUCCUGUCAAAUCUCUUGGAUCACCUUCCACACCUUUUGUUGAUUCGCCUUGUUCAAUUGAAGCUACCCAGAGCCCUUCGCCACUGGCUCGCGUCAUCGCUCACGGUGCACCCUCUUCACCACUUGCUGAUAUUCCCUGCCUGUCUCCCGGCCCGACGAAGCACUUCUGUGCACCCUCAUAUGACUCUUCGUUCUCGAACUUGAACAACACUACGAACCUGUGCCCGUCACCUCAGCUAUCACCAACCAAGGUCUCCGAACCUAUUGUGCAGACACCUUCGAAAGUGUCCAAGGCGGAACCUUCAACUCCUCUUCAGACUGCUACUCCACAGCAGAAUGGCAAGGCUGGUCUGGGCCUAGUCGAAUCCAUUCCGACAUCGACACCCAAGCUCGACAAAUCCUCUCUGCAACCGAUUUCGUCUAUUGAUUCAGCUCAACUGAAGUUUGGGCCCUCCACUUCAUCUUUCAACGCGCCUACCUGGCUCAGUAGCACUAUUACUAGUAGAGCUAAACAGACCACCAAAAAGAUCACUCGACGCAACAGUGAACCUGUGACUCGCAGCCUCGUCCGAACACAGAUUGCCCGACGACAGACAAUCUCGCCUCGCAAGUAUGACUUUACGAGCGAGGGUGUCUUUGUGGCACAACACGAAGCUGCCUCCGAUGGUCACAACCCUGUUCCUAUGAACUUGGGUCGAACUCCCGAAAAGCCAGCUUCUUCCGAGCCUGCCUCGACCAUGACGACACCUGCCAUUUCUUGGGGCAAAAUGACAGGUCGCAAGUCUGGCGACGGUGUCCAGAGCACACCCGCUCCAAAGCGAGCCGGGAACAAAGACGGCAUGCGCAAAAUCGACGUGCGCCGACAUCCCAACAUUUUUCGAGCUUCUGGUCCUUCUCCCGUUUCCAGUCCUCCGGCAAUCAAUCGUUUGGCUGAGAUGGCUGUCGAAUGCUGUGGUGGCCAGGCUAAGGUCAUGGUCACCGAAGAGAAUGGCAGGCUCGUUGUUAGGUUUAAGCUACCUACCGAGUAUGCAUACUUGUUUCCCAAUAAUCAGGGCAUGGACGAAUCUCGCUUCACCACGACCCCUUCUUGCAUAUCUUCAUCACCACGAAUUACCUUCGAAGAAGUCAACGAACUUGCCUUGACAAACGGCCAAGAUUCGCCACGAACUGAGCAAGCUAUCUCGCCUUCUUCGAUGCACAAUGAACACAUCAUCUCAGCCGUAUCGGACUUGGCCAGUCCUCCUGUGGUGACUGUCGAGGAGAAUCAGGGCCCCUCGAUCACGACUCCAUCACCCGAGACCAAACUGAAUACUUCAUUCACACCAGUCAACCGAUCUAUUUCCCACGACGAAGCAGUUUCACAGACGUCGCCCGCCUCUGCUCAUCAAGAGCUUCACGCUACUUCAAGUGGCAGUUCCACUCAGCAUGGCAGCCAGCCUGCUCAACAAAACCAUUACGAAGACAGCCCGGGACGCGACUAUAUGAGAGACUUUAUCAAGCGAACUCAUCGAAACCGCCUUUCUACCACAGAAACCGGAUCUCCUGUUGCGCCAGCAGUGAGACGUGCACCACUCGGGAUUAAGAGUCCCAAUGUCGAAAGCCCCCAGAAGGGCAAGCGCAAGGCAGACACCGAGAACCAAGACUCUGACUCUUCUCUGAAGACAUCUAUUGCUCCUCUGCCUAAGAAGGUUCGACGAGCCAACAAUCCUGGCCCAGAGAAGAAAUCACUCCCCGAUCCAAAGGGAAAGGCCCCCGAAGUUGGAACUCAGAACAAUGAUACGAAGGCAAAGCCCAUUUCGGCUACAAAUGGUGGCACAACCACCGACAAACGCAGUGAGGAGGAACAGGCGGAAACUGGCACGGGAUAUCGCAGAUCUACUAGAUUGCGAGGACAGCAGCCUGGUUGCACCGCCAAAUCAUCCAUCCCAACCCCUAUCAAUCUACGAGGUCGACCCAACAGUGGUCGUGCUGGAUUCAACCGCACUCGAAAUGAAGAAAAGGAACUCUCCAACAAGACUCGCAAGAACACUCUCAAGAAUAGAGGCAAUGCAGAGUAUCCCGCACAGGUCUUGGCUAGGUACCAGGAAAAGGGACUCGGCGAGGAAUCCGGCGAAGCAAGUCGUGAUCCCGAAGAGCCAACUAAGGGAGCGAAUGGCCGCAAAUGUGUUGGAUGGAAGACUCCACUCGAAGCACACCAAGGUGAAGAUGCUAAGAAAUCCCGCAUCGCCACCAUGAAAGGCAAGAAUAUUGCAAAGGCAAGUGGCAGUGGCAUCGCGAAGCCCACGCGAACCAUGACCGCACAGAAACAACAGCGCACCGCCAAGGUUGCAGCAACUUUGGGGAUGUCCCAGAAUGGAACCCCAGCAAAACCAAGUAGAGUUACACGAUCGUCGACUCGAGUUCGAACAUGA